UCCGUUGUCCUCGCCGAUGGUCAGUCACCCUUGACAUCCGUACCUUGCCAUCCUUACCACUUCGCCGCUGCCCCUUCUUUGCUUUCGACUUCACCCUCCUUACCUCUUCAAGCCCCUUUCGACUUCAUCACAACGGACGGCAAAGGACGAAGUUGCCCUGGCCUUCAACGCGCUCAAUCCCGCCGCGCCCUUUUUGCUCUUGCCCUCGCCCUUGACUCGUUGAUUCGCUGAGCGAAGAAAGAAGUGGGGCUAUCUCAUCCCGCAACUCGCAAGCCGCAGCCCGUACUCGACGCCCUCGACGCCCACCUCAUCAACAACGGCCCUCACCCUAUCACUCCUACGCUCCGGCCGCCAAUGAACCUUGACCGACUUUAGACCACCGCUGUCAUGUCCUCAUCUCGUGUCGAAGCCCACGAUGAAGACGCUGUAGCCCGUCUGCACGCGAGGAUGCUAGCUGCCAACUUCCAACCAGAGGUCGAAGACUACGACUCCCCGUCCUCGACCCACGACUAUCACCAGCAGCAAUGGAGCUACCAACCACACCUGCCCUCUUCCUCUUCUUCUUACCUUCUCCACCCUCGUGAUGCCUCGCCCGUCAUUGGGGGUGGUGGGUCAGCAGCGGCCGGCCCCUCGUCGAGGCGUGGUAGCCAUGGUCCCGGAGCGAGCUGGCCUCGCACUAGAGAUCUUUCAACCUCUUCUUCGGUGCCCUUUGGCGGAGCUUCGCGACGUGGAGAGCAGCGCAAUUUCAGCGGCGCCAUCUCCUCGCAUCGUGCCCCCACGACAGCGUCACAACGUCAUUUUCUUACUGUGAUCCCGCCAGAGGACUUCCCGAGCCAUCCUCGCAGCCUCUCCGCCUCCUCAAGUCGCGAGCAUAGCCGUCGUGGCACCCUCCUUCCCUUGUACCCAACUCUCAACGGCCAACUCUACGCCAUCGCUCGCGAGUACGGCCUUCCCUCCAUCGGCGGCCUAGCCAUCUACCUCUGUGAAGACGCCGAGGGCAAUUCGGGACCACGGAUCGGCGAAGCAUCUUGGCAGGCACUCUGGUCGGCCUACUUCGACGAGGAGCAACAGCAACAGCAACACUCCGAAGAUUCGCCUCUGCCCUCCAGCCGCUUCCCUGCUUCACCCUUUCGCUCCCCUUCCUUCCAGCAUGAGGCUCGAUCUGCGUCGAGUCAACUUCGCUCGCCUGCUUUUCCUCCGUCGCAAUCGAGAAGUGCUUCGCGCCGUAUCCCAAGCUCAGGCAGCAGUGUCGGUCGAACAUCACCGCUGCCCCCCACCAGCGAGGCAGACUACAGCGGUGCUCGACCGGGCUCGAGGUUGGCCGCUGCACUCCCUAUCGUUGGUCGAGUCGAGUGGACCGUGGAAAGGCAGAGGGCAGCAUGGUGGCCAGGCUGGGCAGGCGAGGCUUUAGAGUCAAGCAGCGACACGCCCAAUCGUGCACAAGCUGCGCGCAGGACGAGGAGCCUCAAGCUUUCAAAGGGUCUCACGCCUGCCAAGCCGGACCUGCGCAUCAUCUCUGCGCCUGUACGAGGCAAUUUGCAAGAGAGGAGCGAAGAUGAUGCCUCACCGCCAGCGCACACAGUCACGCCCUCAGAGCAGCAGAAGAGCAGUCGUCACGCUAGUCAUGACAGUCGCGCCAGCCGCAACACACUCGGCAGCCGUAGCAGCGUCGUAGACCGCGGCGUCGAGCCGGCUCAGCCCUCAUCGCCUCGUCAUUGGAGGCCGACUGGCGGCAGCAUACACUCGCAAAGCCAGCCUCUUGCUCACGCUACAAGUCAGCAGAGUAUUCCCGCCGAAAACGCUACCUACGCCGGCUACUCUGUGCUACUCGGCGAUGAUGCGGACACGAAGAGGGAUGCGGCACAGGAAGACGAGGACGGCGAAGAUGAGGAAAUUGAGGAGAUAGAUGACGAUGCUGACCGCACACAGCGUCGCUCGAAGCCGGUGUCCCGCCACGUCAGCAAAGCCAGCAUGGAGCUUCGUCGCCAGACUCAGGACGACUUCCCUGCUUCUGUCCGCAGCGAUGCACGCACUGACCCGCGCAGCUCAAUGCAGCGUCAGCCAUUCGAGAUUGUACCCGACUCGGACGAGAGCAUGUGGCAGGCACUACGUGAUGCCCCACCUCCUCCGGCUGAUGAUCACGGUGUGGACCUAGAAGAGCAGCCGCAACGCCACUUCCUUGGCGGGCGAGACGCGGGCCAUGUCACCGACUGGAUUCAGAGGACGGCGCAGAGCCCUGACUUGCUGCGGGAUCGAUCUGCGUUCGUGCAAGAAGACAUUCAGCACGACCUUGACGGUCAGAGCGAAGUCGACGAUGGAGAGGCAGCUGUGCCGCCCCAGGACGAUGUCAAGGAUGUCAUGGAGCUCUGGGCAGCCACUGCAGCCGCGCCUGCUCCUUCUUCUCAAGCACAAGUAGCCCAAGUGUACGGCAACUCGCUCGCUGUCUCUCGACAAGCGUCGGCGCCACAACUCCUCAGCCCAAUCGCGCUUGACGACAUGGCUGCAUUCGGCGGUGCGCCCCCUCAGCUUGGCAAUCUGGCCAGCUCUGGCGCAUCCAACUCAAGCUCCCUCCCUCAUGAACAGCCGCAACAACCGAACGUCAACCUAACCGCCCUCAAGCCCCCUCAACCCCCUCGCUCGCCCGGAGAUGCCAGCACACGCAGCAACUCGACCGAAGUCAGCGGCCUCGAAGAUUUCGAACGAGCACUAGAGCUCCUCUCCCCCGUCGCCUCAGGAAACGGGCACGGCUCUCCAUCCCUAGCAGCGCUACGUCUCGACAAUGGCGGCAAGAAGAUGUCCUCCCGAGAUAGCUUGGCCGCUGCGCGUACCCUGUCUACUAGCGUAACCCCUUCGCCUCGAUGGCUCCAGAAGAAUCGUGGGUCCACGCAGGGCAACCAGCUGAGGCAGCGGGAGAUCAGAGAGACAGGCAGCGCGGCUGGACGUCGUCCCUUCUCUAGCCCGGCAACGGCUGUUGCUCCUUCGCCUCAAUUCCUCGCAUCGGUCUCAGCUACGCCAGCCACGGUGGAGCGCACCCCUCGCAAUGAGUCGGGCAAGUCCCUCGAUGCAAGCUACGUCUUUCCGCCUGGACGCACAGUCAUCCCGCCCGUCAGCUCGCCGCUGCGUGGGUUUGCAAGUCUCGAGGAGUCGCCGCAGCAACCGCUUGAGAAGCAGAGCGUAACAGGAGAUGGCAGUCCGGGAGUGACGGCGCAGCAACAGGUUGAUCACGAUGAGCAGCCUUUGAAUGACGGCGAGGCAUCGAGAUCGCCCUCCCUCGGCAAGCGCUCGCCAGUCAGCGAUCGCCAUUCGCCCACAAUAGAGUCUAUCAGAGAGGACGGAACUGGGGCGAGUGAGGUAGACGAAGUACCAGAGAUUCGCGACAGCGCUUCCGCUGCCCCGUCAAGUCGAGCAGCCAGCAUCAUCGAGCAUCACGCGGCAGAGCUCGACGACGAGGAAGAAAGAUUCGCAGAAGAAACAGCUGCUGGCGGCAUGACUGCUUCAUCCUCAUCCGCCUUCACUCUCGGCGCAGAAACGGACGCUCAGACGGAGGGUGAGGCCGAUUUUGGCGACGACGUCACGCCAGACUACGACACGAGCCAAGCCAGUGCUCGCGGCAUGGGACGCUCCACCCCGACGUACAGCCACGCCGACUCAACGCUUGAUUCUUCGAGCCAUGCACCACGAUCCUACGGUCUGCAGUCCCCUACCCGUUCCCGCCACUCUGGGCAGCACGAUGAGCAAUCUGUCGUCAUCUACGACUCGCCGGGCUCUGCGUCGUCUAUUGCUACCGAGCUGCGCGAUGAGAGGAGAGACUUUGGCGAGCCCGGCGAAGCCCAACCCCUGGACGAAGACCACACUGAGCAGCAGCAGCACUAUCGUCAACUCGCCUCGUCUCCUCGCACCUCACAUUCAAAGCCCGAGCCCGCUGCCCGCAGCUCGGACCCAGACACAACCGUGCAGCCCCUUCCUCCGCGCGUAGUCGACUUUGACCCGACUUUCAGCAGCCCAGCAACCAUGCAUCGCACCUCUCUCGACUCGCAACAAUCUCGCGCAACUAGCUCGCCACAGGAGUCACAUUUCUGGAAGCAUACCGUUGUGGCGCCACCCAAUGACCACGGAUACGGUCACGAGGCGGCACCCUCGUCGACGUUCCCUCCUGGUACCCCGGUUAGCUAUGCGAGCACUGAAGCCGCCGUCACGCCUGCGAUGCACCAUCUGCCCCGUGCGAUCGACGGUCUCUCUCCGCAGUCCAUCAGCGGCGGCGGGAGCGAGGAGAAUGUUCCGCCUUCUAUCUCGCGUAUGAUCCGCGGCCAGAGCUUCUCGGCUUCCUCCAUUGCCGUCACGCCGGAGCGCCUCCUCACUCCCACAGAUGAGCCUGAGCAGGCAGUCAGUGAGGAGCAUUCCCACACGCCCGUAGCUAGGGUAGAGAAUGUCUCACCCGCGCAAGAAGUCAAGCAUGAGUCGGUUUCGGACGUCCGCCCCAUGUCAUAUCAGUCGAGCGAUGGGUGGAGCCAAGAGGAUGGGCGGUAUAGUCACUUCUACGAUGAGCCGCUGCAAAGCGGAUCCAACUCUGGUACCACAUCCAAUCUUUCGCGCCUCGGCGAGUAUGGACCUGAGACGCCCUCCUUCUACCUCGAACAGCAGCUGGACAGCUCACGACCCACGAGCUUCCAGCCGAGCGACAAGGACGUAGAGAACAGGCGUAGUGGCUCUGAUGGGGAGGGCAUCGGUUUGGGUUUCUCUCCCGGCCCAUCGCCUCUGGCCACUCAGCCGCCCUUCAACGAGCAACUCUCCGAGGCGCCAGCACCCCCAACCGACGUCUCGGACGACUUGGAUGCGAUGCUUUCCUCAAUCAAUGCGUUCAACAGCAGUGAACGUGGCUGGUCACGCCCCUCCUCGGCACGCAGCCGCGGUACCACCAGUCCUCACGCUCCAACGCAGCAGGACGGUCGCGCCCCCUCGCGGAACGUCUUUGAGGAUCGUGACGUCGCCACCAUGACGCAAAAUACGCGGGAAGCGGUCCGCUCAGCUCUGACCAACAGCGAACGUUUCGCGCACGAAAGGGUACCCGCGCGCUCCUCCCUCACUUCCUCGAAGAGCAUGACCAACCUGCAAGGCCUGUCGCACGCACAGGGGCUGGCAGCACGACGCUCCCUCUCCCCUCAUCGGAGAGCGUCCAUCGGUGAGCUCAAGCUGGCCGCCUUGAGCCCGAGGGCCGCUACGCUCUUCGCAACUUUGCCGCCAUCUCCGAGCGUGCCUGAGCAUGCAUUCGCGGGUGCGGCGGCGGCGGCUGGGCAAAUGCAGCCGAUGAGUCCCUUGUCGACUACCGUUUUCGGAGAGAGGGCAACGAGGCCCGGCGUCGCGCCGUCUGAAUCGGAGGAGGGCGGUGAAGGAGAGGAUGAUCGGCUCCUCGGGGCUCAAUGAUCAAGACAGGGCGAAAUGAAGGGCGACAAAAAUCGAGCGAUUGUGGCUGCUCGGUGCUCGGUGCCAGGUACGGUACAAAGUCCCGGCGUGGGCACAACCAUCAUGUAACACAAUUUCCGGCCGCCUUUAUCGCUAUUCGCUCCGCUUUCGCAUUCGCAACUACUGCAGCCCUCUCAGCCUGCGCAAUAGAGAACGUUCCACUCAGGAA
This is a messenger RNA of Jaminaea rosea, 5629 nucleotides long. RefSeq lists its product as hypothetical. The record is from RefSeq and is a predicted model, not a curated record. The coding region runs from base 388 to 5421 and encodes 1677 amino acids. Lineage: Eukaryota; Fungi; Basidiomycota; Exobasidiomycetes; Microstromatales. The transcript has 2 exons.